GACAUUUUCCUUUUGCUUAGCUUCAGACAGUCGAGUCCAGGCGUGUGCGGCUGUGUGGAGGAUGCCCAAGGAAUUAGAAUCCGGGAGCCACGAGUCCCCUGACGACCCUGCGAGCACUGCACAGACCCUGGAGCUGCUCUGUCACCUUGACAACGGGGCCCAUGGCAACGUGGCCUGCGUCGUAUGGGAGCCGAUGGGGGAUGGGAAGAAGGUCAUUUCUCUGGCGGACAGCCACAUCCUGUUGUGGGACCUCCAGGCCAGCUCAAGUCAGGCAGUGCUGGCCAGCUCAGCAGCUCUGGAAGGAAGGGGACAGCUGAGGUUCACCGCGGGGCGGUGGAGCCCACACCACAACUGUACCCAGGUGGCCACAGCAAGUGACACCACCCUGCGAGGAUGGGACACCCGGAGCAUGAGCCAGAUAUACUGCAUCGAGAACGCUCACGGGCAGCUGGUGCGUGACCUCGACUUCAACCCCAACAAGCAGUAUUACCUCGCCAGCUGCGGAGAUGACUGCAAGGUGAAGUUCUGGGACACACGGAAUGUCACCGAGCCUGUGAAGACCCUGGAGGAGCACUCCCACUGGGUGUGGAGCGUCCGCUACAACCACUCUCACGACCAGCUGGUCCUCACUGGCAGCAGCGACAGCAGAGUCAUCCUGUCCAACAUGGUGUCUAUCUCCUCGGAGCCCUUCGGCCACCUGGUGGACGAUGAUGACGUCAGUGACCCAGAGGAGCACCAUGCUGAGAAGAGUAAGGAACCCCUGCAGGACAACGUUAUCGCCACCUAUGAGGAACAUGAGGACAGCGUGUAUGCUGUGGAUUGGGCCUCAGCUGACCCGUGGCUGUUUGCUUCCCUGAGUUACGACGGGAGGCUGGUUAUCAACAGAGUCCCCAGGGCACUGAAGUACCACAUACUGCUCUAGUGGCCCGUGGCACUGCUGGUUGGUACGUGGCAGGUUCUCACAAAUCUGCAGUGUGAGGUAAUUCCCUUUGCAGACCGAUGCCUCCAUGGGUGAGCCAACGUCGCUUCUCCAGAAGCUCUAAGGGACUCAUGGGGCGUCUGCCAGAAGCUCCUCUGAAGCCGUCGGCACAGUGCACAGCAUGGGAGGGAGCCGUGCUGGGGGUUCCUGUGCCGCCCGCCAUGUGAAUUGACGGCGGCCCAGCCUCUGCUCGGUGUCUGUUUUCUGUUCUGAGGGUGCUGGGAGUUUAACUUUUCACGAGUGUGUUUCCACCUUGCUAUUCUCAUGAGAUUACAGACUGAAAUAAAGUGCAUGGGGAUGCACACAGCCUCCUUUCAGGCUCUCUGCCUCACUGAGGAAAUCA
Peromyscus leucopus (white-footed mouse) is the source of this 1322-nucleotide messenger RNA. It is a transcript of the gene Eipr1, whose product is annotated as EARP complex and GARP complex interacting protein 1. Gene Ontology annotation, biological process: protein ubiquitination. Gene Ontology annotation, molecular function: protein binding. The transcript has 6 exons. NCBI's taxonomy places the organism in Eukaryota, Metazoa, Chordata, Mammalia, Rodentia, Cricetidae. The coding region runs from base 62 to 922 and encodes 286 amino acids. The record is from RefSeq and is a predicted model, not a curated record.